Enhydra lutris kenyoni (northern sea otter) is the source of this 3154-nucleotide messenger RNA. Its product is annotated as ATPase Na+/K+ transporting subunit alpha 2. Bases 92 to 3154 code for a protein of 1020 amino acids. The record is from RefSeq and is a predicted model, not a curated record. Gene Ontology annotation, molecular function: ATP hydrolysis activity; P-type sodium:potassium-exchanging transporter activity; ATP binding. NCBI's taxonomy places the organism in Eukaryota, Metazoa, Chordata, Mammalia, Carnivora, Mustelidae. The transcript is spliced from 23 exons. Gene Ontology annotation, biological process: potassium ion import across plasma membrane; sodium ion export across plasma membrane; intracellular potassium ion homeostasis. Gene Ontology annotation, cellular component: membrane.
GGGUCUCUGGCCAUCCCAGACCAGAGGUGUGGGCUGGGGAUCCUCCCAGUGACCUGCCCAGUCCAGGUUCCCUCAGCCACUCUGCCCCAAGAUGGGCCGUGGGGCCGGCCGCGAGUACUCGCCAGCAGCCACCACCGCGGAGAAUGGGGGCGGCAAGAAGAAGCAAAAAGAGAAGGAGCUUGACGAGUUGAAGAAGGAGGUGGCCAUGGACGACCACAAGCUGUCCUUGGAUGAGCUGGGCCGCAAAUACCAAGUGGACCUAUCCAAGGGCCUCACCAACCAGCGGGCCCAGGACAUUCUGGCCCGGGACGGACCCAACGCCCUCACCCCGCCCCCGACAACCCCCGAGUGGGUCAAGUUCUGCCGCCAGCUCUUCGGGGGUUUCUCCAUCUUGCUGUGGAUCGGGGCCAUCCUCUGCUUCCUGGCCUACGGCAUCCAGGCCGCCAUGGAGGACGAGCCAUCCAACGACAACCUCUAUCUGGGCGUGGUGCUGGCAGCCGUGGUCAUUGUCACCGGCUGCUUCUCCUACUAUCAGGAAGCCAAGAGCUCCAAGAUCAUGGAUUCCUUCAAGAACAUGGUGCCACAGCAAGCCCUGGUGGUGCGGGAAGGAGAGAAGAUGCAGAUCAACGCAGAGGAGGUCGUGGUGGGAGACCUGGUGGAGGUGAAGGGCGGGGACCGCGUACCCGCGGACCUCCGGAUCAUCUCUUCUCACGGCUGCAAGGUGGAUAACUCAUCCCUAACAGGCGAGUCCGAGCCCCAGACCCGCUCCCCCGAGUUCACCCAUGAGAACCCCUUGGAGACCCGCAACAUCUGCUUCUUCUCCACCAACUGUGUGGAAGGCACGGCCAGGGGCAUCGUGAUCGCCACGGGAGACCGGACAGUGAUGGGCCGCAUAGCCACCCUGGCCUCGGGCCUGGAGGUGGGGCGGACGCCCAUCGCCAUGGAGAUCGAGCAUUUCAUCCAGCUGAUCACGGGGGUGGCCGUGUUCCUGGGGGUCUCUUUCUUCGUGCUCUCCCUCAUCCUGGGCUACAGCUGGCUGGAGGCUGUCAUCUUCCUCAUCGGCAUCAUCGUGGCCAAUGUGCCCGAGGGGCUGCUGGCCACUGUCACCGUGUGUCUGACCCUGACAGCCAAGCGCAUGGCGCGUAAGAACUGCCUGGUGAAGAACCUGGAGGCCGUGGAGACGCUGGGCUCCACAUCCACCAUCUGCUCCGACAAGACGGGCACCCUCACCCAGAACCGCAUGACCGUCGCCCACAUGUGGUUCGACAACCAGAUCCACGAAGCGGACACCACGGAAGAUCAGUCCGGGGCCACUUUCGACAAACGAUCCCCCACGUGGACGGCACUGUCUCGGAUCGCCGGCCUCUGCAACCGUGCCGUCUUCAAGGCCGGGCAGGAGAACAUCUCUGUGUCUAAGCGGGACACGGCUGGCGACGCCUCCGAGUCAGCCCUGCUCAAGUGCAUCGAGCUGUCCUGUGGCUCCGUGCGGAAGAUGAGGGACAGAAACCCCAAGGUGGCGGAGAUCCCUUUCAAUUCCACCAACAAGUACCAGCUGUCCAUCCACGAGCGAGAGGACAGCCCCCAGAGCCACGUGCUGGUGAUGAAGGGGGCCCCGGAGCGCAUCCUGGACCGCUGCUCCACCAUCCUGGUGCAGGGCAAGGAGAUCCCUCUGGACAAGGAGAUGCAGGACGCCUUUCAGAACGCCUACAUGGAGCUGGGCGGGCUGGGGGAGCGCGUGCUGGGGUUUUGUCAGCUGAAUCUGCCUUCUGGGAAGUUUCCGCGGGGCUUCAAGUUUGAUACGGAUGAGCUGAACUUCCCCACGGAGAAGCUCUGCUUCGUGGGGCUCAUGUCCAUGAUCGACCCUCCCCGGGCUGCCGUGCCGGACGCCGUGGGCAAGUGCCGCAGCGCGGGCAUCAAGGUGAUCAUGGUGACUGGGGACCACCCCAUCACAGCCAAGGCCAUCGCCAAAGGUGUGGGCAUCAUAUCAGAAGGCAACGAGACUGUGGAGGACAUCGCGGCCCGGCUCAACAUUCCCGUCAGCCAGGUCAACCCCAGAGAAGCCAAGGCGUGCGUGGUGCACGGCUCGGACCUGAAGGACAUGACGUCGGAGCAGCUGGACGAGGUCCUCAAGAACCACACGGAGAUCGUGUUCGCGCGCACGUCCCCGCAGCAGAAGCUCAUCAUCGUGGAGGGUUGCCAGCGGCAGGGGGCCAUCGUGGCAGUGACCGGGGACGGUGUGAACGACUCUCCCGCGCUGAAGAAGGCGGACAUCGGCAUCGCCAUGGGCAUCUCAGGCUCCGACGUGUCCAAGCAGGCCGCCGACAUGAUCCUGCUGGACGACAACUUUGCCUCCAUCGUCACGGGCGUGGAGGAGGGCCGCCUCAUCUUCGACAACCUGAAGAAGUCCAUCGCCUACACCCUGACCAGUAACAUCCCCGAGAUCACGCCCUUCCUGCUGUUCAUCAUCGCCAACAUCCCCCUGCCGCUGGGCACCGUCACCAUCCUCUGCAUCGACCUGGGCACCGACAUGGUCCCCGCCAUCUCCUUGGCCUACGAGGCCGCGGAGAGUGACAUCAUGAAGCGACAGCCGAGGAACCCCCAGACGGACAAGCUGGUGAACGAGAGACUCAUCAGCAUGGCCUACGGACAGAUUGGGAUGAUCCAAGCCCUGGGCGGCUUUUUCACCUACUUCGUCAUCCUGGCGGAGAACGGUUUCCUGCCCUCGCGGCUGCUGGGAAUCCGUCUGGACUGGGACGACCGGUCCAUGAACGACCUGGAGGACAGCUAUGGGCAGGAGUGGACCUAUGAGCAGCGGAAGGUGGUGGAGUUCACGUGCCACACGGCCUUCUUUGCCAGCAUCGUGGUCGUGCAGUGGGCUGACCUCAUCAUUUGCAAGACCCGGCGCAACUCAGUCUUCCAACAGGGCAUGAAGAACAAGAUUCUGAUUUUCGGGCUGCUGGAGGAGACGGCGCUGGCGGCCUUCCUGUCCUACUGCCCGGGCAUGGGCGUGGCCCUCCGCAUGUACCCGCUCAAGGUCACCUGGUGGUUCUGCGCCUUCCCCUACAGCCUCCUCAUCUUCAUCUAUGAUGAGGUCCGGAAGCUCAUCCUGAGACGGUACCCUGGGGGCUGGGUGGAGAAGGAGACCUACUACUGA